Boeremia exigua is the source of this 955-nucleotide messenger RNA. RefSeq names its product actin-related protein 2/3 complex subunit 5. NCBI's taxonomy places the organism in Eukaryota, Fungi, Ascomycota, Dothideomycetes, Pleosporales, Didymellaceae. Gene Ontology annotation, molecular function: actin filament binding. The transcript has 4 exons. Gene Ontology annotation, biological process: regulation of actin filament polymerization; Arp2/3 complex-mediated actin nucleation. The record is from RefSeq and is a predicted model, not a curated record. The coding region runs from base 167 to 727 and encodes 186 amino acids. Gene Ontology annotation, cellular component: cytoplasm; actin cytoskeleton; Arp2/3 protein complex.
CGCCAGCCCGCCAAGCCAGGAAGGUGGAGCUCUGCACCCCACGACAUGGCGCCCGAGUUGCGACCUCACUUAAAGCUCCCCUGCACACAAAGACGCCUCCACAGCCACCUACCCGCAUACCUCCGCCCUCACAUCCGCCAACGAAGCCCAUUGUACAGCGUUCAGCAUGGCCAACAUCAACUGGCGGACCAUCAACAUCGAUGCCCUGGACCCGGACAGCCCCGCCAACUUCGACCUAAGCUCCCUCACACCUGCUGUUGAGCCCGUUUCGACCGCCGAUGUCCAAAACACCGCCCAGCAAUUGCGACAGUUGCUAAGGGGAGGAGACAACGAGGGUGCGCUCCAGGGUGCGCUGGAGGCAGCACCAUAUGGCGCCGACGACAAGGGCAAGGAAGUCUACCUCGCAAUCGUUCUUGAAGUCCUCCAAUCCAUUCGACAAGCGGAGAUCGCUCAAAUGCUGAGUCGCAUAUACGGUGCACCUGGUGGGACAGAAGCACUGGAUGUGCUCAUGAAAUACAUUUACAAGGGUAUGGCACAAGCCGCGCCCGCUAGCAGCGCACGCAACGUCACUCCACAAGCAACCGGCUUCUCGCAGGUACACUCACGAGGCGGAGGUGAGGGCGGUGGUCAGGCCAUGAGCGUUCUGCUUAGCUGGCAUGAAAAGCUCGUGGAGGUUGCCGGCCCUGGAAGCAUCGUGAGAGUAAUGACAGACCGCCGUACGGUCUGAGCGGACGAACCCUCUGAUAGCCAUUGCUACGAAGUGCAGACUGUUCGAGCUGCCAGGCACGAAAACAAGCAGCAAGUGGCGACGUAAUUGCUACAUCACCAAAAGGCAAGCAUACAACUUGCGGUCGAGCUUCAGUCAAGAUACGAACAAACUACAUCAUGAACACUCUCAACCUGCUUUCUCCAGUCUUACGUUAGGAUCUGCGUUGCGGCCCAGUCUAUUUACCCU